Molecule: messenger RNA, 613 nt
Organism: Neltuma alba
Lineage: Eukaryota; Viridiplantae; Streptophyta; Magnoliopsida; Fabales; Fabaceae
Exons: 5
Coding region: 23-259 (78 amino acids)
Source: RefSeq, a predicted model, not a curated record
GAAAUAAUGGAACGAGGCAAACAUGGCUGGUGGUGGGAAUUUUAUGCACAGGGUCAUCUCCUACGUGGUAAAUGAAUUGGUGGUCAACAGUCUUGCUAACAGCCCUGCAUUUCAGAGAUUUGCUGUGAGGACGUCAAAGAAAAUCGAGGAUGUUGCAAGUAAAGGAACUCAAAUGAAGGAGGGUGUAGCUGAGCUGUUCAAGGACGUCUCUAAAGAUAUGGAGGGUACUGCCAGUCGUUUAAGAAGCAGUAGGUGGUGAAGAUGGAACGACAACUUCCUUAACCUCUGCCUCGGAUUGUGCUGGUGGAGACAGACAAGCCUUCCUCGCCAUCUCUAUUUUUUUUUUUUUUCCCUUUUAAUUUAAGUUUGGGUUGCUUAUUUCUUGUGAUCCUCCAACUCACCAGGAAGUAGUUCAUGCUGCCUUGUUUUGUCAUCUGAGAAAGAAGUUUCAUGGGUAUAUUAGAAGUUCGGAAGAAGGAUAUGCCUGAGUGAUUCCUUUAUGUAUCUGAAGUUCCGUUGUGUAUCUUGUUCCAGUUCCAAUUAUCAAAGAAGAGGUUAGAAACUCGAAUCUAAAUAAAUGCGAAUCUCAGCUCAGUCACAUUUGAGGUCUGAA